GGGCCCCCGGGUCCCUCCCUCCCGGCGGGCUGGGGCUGGGACCGGGGCCGGGCAAGGCGGGGCCGGCGCGGGGCUCCCUCGGCAGGAGCUGCCCGGCCCGGCAGAGCGGGGAGCGGGGCUGAGCCAUGAGCCGGCUGGACCUGGACACGCACCGCCUGGCGCUGCUGGCCGCCAAGGAGGACAUCGGCAGCCGGCGCGUCUCGGCCGACUGGGCCAUCUUUGCAUAUGGGAAGCACAAUGAGCUGAAGCUCCUGGACUCGGGAGCCGGCGGGGUAGACGAGCUGGCCGGGAAGUUCUCCAGUAGCAGCGUCAUGUACGGCCUCUGCCGUGUCCAGGACCCCAGCUCCGGGCAGCCCCGCAUCAUCCUCAUCAACUGGGUGGGGGAGCAGGUGCCGGAGUCCCACAGACAGACCUGUGCGGGGCAUCUGCCUGCCAUCAAGGCCUUCUUCAAGGAGGCCAGCCUGGUGCUGGGCGCCCGCCGCCCCGAUGAGGUGACGCAGGAGGGGCUGCACCGCGUGCUGUCCCGGCUCACGCCAGCAGGGGGCAGCGCCUCCAGGCGAGCACCAGCCAGUGGCUCUGAGGAACUGGUGGGCACCAACUACAGGAAAACGAACCCCGCCCUGGAGAUCCGCAGGACCAAACGGGAUUCGUUCUGGGCGCAGGCGGAGAGGGAAGAGGAGCAGCGGAAGGAGGAGGAGCGCCGGCGGCUGCUGGAGGAGCGCAAGCGCUGGGAACGCGAGCGCAUGGAGGAGGAGAAGAGAGAGGCGGCUGAGCGGGAGCGCAAGUUCAAGGAGAAGGAGAGGCUGAUCGAGGAGCAGAGGAAGGAGCAGGCGCGGCUGGAGGCCGAGGAGCGGAGGAAGGAGAAAGCCCGAUGGGAGCAGCAGCAGCGGGAGCACGAGGAGGCCAUGCGGGACCGGUUCCGGCGCAGCGAGUCCAUCGAGAAGGCCGUGGAGGCGGCCACGCUGGUCUCCCAGCGCUCACAGAAUCCCCGGGACUUCUUCAGGCAGCGGGAACGCUCCAGCUCCACUUCGGGUGCCCAGUCGCCCCCCUCGCCCCUGGGUGUCAGGCCAGGAGCACCCCACAGGCCUUACCUGCGCUACCAGCGCAGCCUGACGGAGUCUGCCUACAUCUUCCGCCGGCCAGAGCCCCCCACUUCGCCGGGUGACUUCCUCCCGGCCCCCUCCAGCCCUCGCCCCGCUGAAUCCAGCUCCAGCAGGGCUGCUCCUCCUGCCAGUCCACGCAGACCCACACCCCUGCCCCCCACCAGCCCGCCCAGGGCCCAACCCCUGCCCCUCACCAGCCCGCGCAGGACAGGGCCCCUGUCCCCCACCAGCCCGCGCGGGACAGAGCCCCUGCCCCCCACCAGCCUGCUCGGGGCCCAGCCCCUGUCCCCCACCAGCCUGCCCGGGGCCCAGCCCCUGCCCCCCACCAGCCUGCCCAGGGCCCAACCCCUGUCCCCCACCAGCCUGCUCGGGGCCCAGCCCCUGCCCCCCACCAGCCUGCCCGGGGCCCAGCCCCUGCCCCCCACCAGCCCGCGCGGGACAGAGCCCCUGUCCCCCACCAGCCUGCCCGGGGCCCAGCCCCUGUCCCCCACCAGCCCGCCCAGGUGUCUCUGA
Mauremys mutica (yellowpond turtle) is the source of this 1616-nucleotide messenger RNA. Its product is annotated as drebrin-like. Gene Ontology annotation, cellular component: site of polarized growth; plasma membrane; cortical actin cytoskeleton. Gene Ontology annotation, biological process: positive regulation of dendritic spine morphogenesis; regulation of actin filament polymerization; neuron projection morphogenesis. The coding region runs from base 126 to 1616 and encodes 496 amino acids. Gene Ontology annotation, molecular function: actin filament binding. The record is from RefSeq and is a predicted model, not a curated record. The transcript is spliced from 12 exons. NCBI's taxonomy places the organism in Eukaryota, Metazoa, Chordata, Testudines, Geoemydidae.